Molecule: messenger RNA, 6410 nt
Organism: Toxorhynchites rutilus septentrionalis
Lineage: Eukaryota; Metazoa; Arthropoda; Insecta; Diptera; Culicidae
Gene: PKD
Product: serine/threonine-protein kinase D1
Exons: 9
Coding region: 1154-3739 (861 amino acids)
Biological process (GO): protein phosphorylation
Molecular function (GO): protein serine/threonine kinase activity; ATP binding
Source: RefSeq, a predicted model, not a curated record
GUUGCCUUCGUUUGGACUGCAACGUCGUUCGUUCGAUGUUCGAUGUUGCCGAACUCGGAGAAGACAGAUUUUUUCCAGCAACGCAGCACGGCAAACGUGUGUGCUUCCUUCGUUUUUCAUUUUUCGGGUCAAAAGUUUUUCCCGUACAAAUAAACCCUACUUGCGUUCUUAUAGGAAGUGUCGAGUUAUUUUAUUUUCAUUAGUGAAGAAGAAUAAAUUGAUGUAAUAAGUCAGAAGUGAAACAGUAAACAUCUGCUCACAGGAGAAAAAAUAAUCUUGUGGCAGAUCGAACCGCUCCCAAAAAAAUUGUGCCAAGUUAAAGUAAAAUUCUGUGCUGCUGGAACUGGUUGGUCGACAACGAGUGUGUCGAAAUGGAUUUUCUCUGUUUUGAAGAAAUCGACCUGCAGAACAAAUCCCGAGUUACGGUGGACAAAUGGUAACAUUCUGGGCAGUAGUGAAACCUCAUGAUGGUGAAUGAAUUUUAGUAGAAACAAACUACCCCCCCUACCUCUCCACUCGUGGAUGCCCAUAGUUAGACAUAAGUAGAAAGCUCUCCGCAAACCUCUUUUCCCGUAAAAACAUUUUUGUACUCCUGGUGAAGAUUUAUCCACCGUUCCGCGCCCCACAGAUUUAAUUCAAGUUCGAUUGCAAACGAUAAUUAGAUUCCUGCCCUCGAUGUAAUAAAACUACGCCGAAGUGAAUUGCGCUGCCGCUGGCUGAGGAGCAGACGGAGAAAGAAAGUGUAGGAAUUUGGUGUAAACAUAUUAAGCGAAUCUCCAAGACAAGAAGCAGAGCAGAGUUUUGUGUGGUAUUUCUUCGCUCUCUCCGUUGUAUGUUCUAUUUUUCGCCCUGUUGGCAAACACUGGAGUGCCCAGACGAGACAGAAAAGAAAACCGCUAGAGGAGCAGCUGCGGGGAGUUGUCCGUCAUUGGCGGCGGGCGAGACGAAAGCGCAUCCGCCUCUACAGCAAUCCCACGAGUGAUCGAAACGAGCGAAUCUCAACACCGCCACAAUCUCAAUGCAUGCUUGAAUCAUCGUUCAGCGCGUAUCAAUCGACGUGUAUCGAAUCUGCACACCAACAAGACUUGCAGCGUCGGUCAGUCUGACGAACAAAUCGCAAUAAAACAACCAUUGCAAAACGAAAACAUAAACAAUGGCCGGACCAGAAAUUACCUUCAUCUUCCAGUUCGGAAAUUUGCGGGACAUUGUCACCGUGUCCAGCCAAGCGCUAACGCUGCGAACGCUCAAGGAACUAGCCUGUGAUUUCAUCAACACUAAGAUACCCGAAAACGGUCUGAAUCGGCUCUCCGAUCGGCUGCUACUAUUCCGCCAUGACUACGGCUCAUCGAAUGUCCUCCAGAUGAUCAACUCGGCGUCCGAAAUCGUCGACGAAACGCUGGUAGAAAUUGUGCUCACCGCCAAUCAAUCCGUCCUUUCAGCAAUCGGCGCGCCCGGUGCGGACGGUGGCAUUCCACUGGUGCGACCACACGCCCUCGCCGUCCACUCGUACAAAGCGCCCACCUUCUGUGAUUUCUGCGGAGAGAUGUUGUUCGGCUUGGUUCGCCAGGGUCUCAAGUGUGAAGGAUGCGGCCAAAACUAUCACAAACGGUGCGUCAUCAAAGUGCCAAACAACUGCAGCCGGGUGGAGCAUACGGGCGCUGCCGGCGGCGGAGGCAAUCGACGCACUUCGUCCACACUUCAGCCCCCACCCCCGCGUAGCUCAUCCGGUGGGUCCAGCACAUCGCUCACUUCCGAGGAUCAGGCUACCAGCGGAUCGGGCUCACUGCUGCUCAGCGCCUCCCAGACAACAACAACAUCGACCGGUAGCAUCCGUCAGAAUCGGUCUCCAUCUCUUGGCAGUAGGGGCGGAGGUACCAUGGGCGGUAGCAUUAAAAUACCUCACAGUUUUUCCAUACACUCCUAUACCCGUCCCACGGUCUGUCAGUACUGUAAGAAGCUACUGCGGGGGCUGUUCAAACAGGGUGUUCAGUGUCGGGACUGCCACUAUAAUGCCCACAAGAAAUGUGUGGAUCAAUGUCCGAAGGAUUGCACCGGCGAAAACACUCAGCCCGUGGAUCCCCAUGACGAUCGGAGUGUGGUGGGCGAACGAGAGGACGCUGGGGACGAGAGUGAUUUCGAUGACAAUAUUUACCUCGGUGGUGGUAAUAAUAAUAAUAACAACAACAGUCAGAAUAGGAAUGUGCAAGGGUCGGAGAACUGUCCGCCGAUCAAAAUCAACGGGCUCAUUACGGCACUGCACGGUGAUGAAGACUCUGGUCCCGGUGGCGACCGACUGGAAGUGAUUUGCGAACAGUCCCGGCAAUCUAGCAAUUCAUCCUCCUCUCCCAGUGCAAACAUUCCCCUGAUGAGAAUCGUCCAGUCGGUGAAGCACACUAAGAGGCGCGACGGGCGUGCUAUCAAGGAAGGAUGGCUGGUGCACUUCACCAGCAAGGAUACGGCGGUGAAGCGACACUACUGGCGACUUGACUCGAAGGCGGUAACGCUGUUCGUUUCGGAUCAGGGCAGCAAGUACUACCGAGAGAUUCCGCUGAACGAGAUACUCGCGGUGGAAGCGGCCCGAGGUCUACAGAACGAGGUGCUGCACUGUUUCGAGAUCAGGACUUCGAAUCUCGAUUACUUCGUUGGGCAGGACCCACUGUACAACUUGAAGGAAGGCGAUCCGAUGUUGGCUCUUCCGCCGCCCGACAGCGGAAUCGGAGCAUAUCUUGCGAAAAGCUGGGAAACCGCUAUCAAGCAGGCGCUGAUCCCGGUGACGAAAACCCGCUCCGAGCCGGCUGGUAGUGAACCGGAAGAGAAGGUAACCGACAUGAGCCAACUGUAUCAAAUCUUUCCCGAUGAGGUACUGGGCUCCGGCCAGUUCGGUAUCGUUUACGGUGGCAUGCACCGGAAAACACAUCGUGCCGUGGCUAUCAAAGUGAUCGACAAGCUACGGUUUCCCACCAAGCAGGAGGCUCAGCUGAAGAACGAGGUAGCUAUACUGCAGAACCUAUCACACGCUGGCGUUGUGAACCUGGAACGGAUGUUCGAAACGCCGGAACGGAUAUUUGUGGUUAUGGAGAAACUGAAAGGCGACAUGCUGGAAAUGAUUCUUUCUCACGCAAACGGUCGACUGAACGAACGGGUCACAAAGUUUUUAAUCACUCAGAUUCUCGUAGCUCUCAAGUACUUACAUAGUCGUAAUAUUGUGCACUGCGACUUGAAACCGGAGAAUGUACUUCUGUCGUCCGAUAAUGAGUUUCCACAGGUAAAGCUGUGCGAUUUCGGUUUUGCUCGAAUCAUUGGAGAGAAAUCGUUCCGAAGGUCGGUGGUUGGAACUCCCGCCUAUUUAGCUCCGGAGGUCCUCCGCAACAAGGGUUACAAUCGCUCGCUUGACAUGUGGAGUGUUGGAGUGAUUAUCUAUGUGAGUCUAAGUGGAACAUUCCCCUUCAACGAGGAUGAGGAUAUAAACGAUCAAAUUCAGAACGCUGCCUUCAUGUACCCACCGAACCCAUGGAAGGAGAUUUCCUCUGAUGCGAUCGACCUCAUUAACAACUUGCUACAGGUGAAACAACGCAAGCGUUUUACAGUGGACAAGAGUUUACUGCACUGCUGGCUGCAGGAUUUGCAAACCUGGAACGAUCUGCGGAUACUCGAAACGCAGGUGGGCCUACGCUACUUAACCCACGAGUCGGAUGACGCCCGCUGGGGUGCAUCCACAGUUGGGGGUGGUAUCCCAUGACCAGAAACGCCCACAGUGAUUCCGUCGGGUGGCGGCAGCGGCGGUGGCUGCAUGCUUGGCAAUAACAGCAGCAAUAAUAGCAAUGACAGUGGUCAGUCCUCACCCAAGCUGAAUGACUUCCGCGGGAAGGCAUUUAAGUGGGUUCGCGGUCGCCUCUGUCGGCUUAUUAAGGCCUAAAAGGGAAACCCCUCUAGUAGUGUAAGUACUUAUUAACGCCACGAAACCCAAAACACGUACGCGUCGUGCGCAACAGAGUGAGAUUCAAGGGAGCUAGUAUCCUGUUAGACCCACCACCACCACCUCCACCACCCGUUCGAUGUAAUGCACACAUUUUGUUGUCAUCGGAAUCCGAGAAAAACAACUGUAAAAUACGCUUCAUCGGAAUGUGUGAAGCAAACUAUUGGCUUAGUUCAAACGUUAUAAAUUAACGCAAAAAAACUAGAUCAACUACUUAUUGACAGUUGAAUCGAUCAACUGUGAUCAUGAAACAGUUUCAAGGAACACAUAAUUAACUCUUAGAAACGAAGAUCUUUUUUGAUAGACAUUAUCAAUUACACCUACUACUUUUACAACGCUUCUUUCUACCAUAGAUUAAUGAAAUGAUAUCGCGAAGAAGAAAACAAACAAAUACGCCACAUCAUUGUAUCGAUCUAAAUAUUGCUGUUUUCCUUUCCAUAUACUCGACCAGCCUAUCUGUAUUCAGUGUACUGCGAAUUGUAACUAUCUUUACGAACCGGACGAAAGUGUUCUCUAUUGAGCUAGAGAGUCAUUACACCUGUGUAAGACUAACUGUAAGAGAUGGAGCCGUACUAGCUUUACUUUUCGUACUUGUUUUUUUUUUUGCAACAAAAGAGAUCUGUUUCUGAAGCCCGACAUGCGGCCUGUGCGGACUGUGUUCUGUACAAGCUGAACAAGUGAGCAGAUUCUGUACGAUAUUUGCUUCAUACUUUGUGAAUUUUAGAAUUUUAUUUCCCCACACCAAAGAAAUCCAAACAGGAAGUUUUUCUGCAUUCCAGCUGUCCUGUUUAGAUGUGGUUCAGAAGAUUAUUUAGACCAUGACAAGCUGCGUUCUGCCCUUUAUUAAUUCUUUCUUUGGUCCCUAAGAAUUAAUCGAUGAUUUCAUUAUUCUUCUACUCCAAAUGCAAGUUUCAUUCAAUCGAAGGAAAAACAUUGAAUCUAUCCGGUCACUAAAACAAAUCGGAAAACUUUUCAGCCUGGUGAUCUACCGAACUUGGCUCCAAAUUGUCAAAAUCUUAAUCAUAAUGUUACGUAGCGAAUGAGUCAGGUCAGUUACACCACAACCACAACAACUAUCCAACUCAUCGUUUAUUGUCAUCCGGAUUACUAGAAUAGAAACGCUCAUUUAGCUUAGCGUCUACGCACACAUAAACGCAAAUGCACCGUACUCUGUUUAAGUUUACCUAUAAAAAAAUGGAAUGGUAUGACUUGAUCCGUCGCGGCACUCCAAAAUGGACUAUGGGCCCUUCCAUAUAGAUCGAAUCGACCAUCACUAUGACAUCGAGCGAAAUUUCGUAUUUCGUAAAUCGAGAUGAUAUUAUCAAGUCGAGUUCUUGCUCGAUUUUCAUAUAUUGCAAAUUGCAUAUAUUUAUGUGUUUCUGAAUUGUUCCCCAAAGAAAAAUAUCAGGGAUGCAAACCAAAACAAACUAGUUGUCUGAAGAUAUGCAACAAGCAAACCAAACAACUCGAAAAAUUAUGACACUUGCACCGAUAGCUUUCACUCGGUCGAUGAUAAUAGUGCUAACGAGCAAAAUUAGUGUCGACUUGAUUUCUAUAAUAGGACCCAUCGAUGGAUUGCGGGAUUCGUGUACAUUAUAUGUUAUAAUUAUAUUAUAACUGCUUGAUAUGGUGAAAUAUUCUCUACUCUAUAUGAUACAUUUCGUGUUCUCUGCUAUCGAAUCCAUAGCCAAUGAUAUCAUUUCUAUAUAUAUAUCGGAUUAUCAUCGAUACUUCGUUUUUCGCCAAAGCCAAAUUUAUUUUCCGGACAGAAAAGAAAUGGAAUUUUGGAGAGAAGAGCAUAGUGUUUAGACGAGCGAGCGACCGAGUGAGAUGGAUUUCCGAGCGGGCAUUGGCUUAUAUAUAGACAGAAUCAAAACAGACAGCGGUUGACUAUUAGAUCCAAUAUUUUAGUAGUGCAGCAAAUCAAGAAGAUUUUUAAAGUUUUUACUUACUUAAAGUAUUUAGUGUUGUUCUUGGCCAAACCACGCGUCGACAACCAAGGCUAAACGAAAAAUGAACCAUAGUAUGGAUACAUUUUCGUGGCAAAAGGGUUAGCAAUUUCGAAGCCAUCAAGUAUGAGGCAAAUCGACAGAAUCUGCGUUACGCCAUCUAGGCGCAUAACACAAAUACUCAAACAUAUGAAUUCGUGGGUGUAGGAUCUGGUACAUAGAUUUUAUAAAUUGAAUCGAAAAUCAUUGCUUUUGCAAAUCAUUAUUGAGUUAAGAUUAAUUGUUCCUUUACAGAAGCCAGCAGAAACAAAUUAGAAUCACAUUUCCCGUUUAUUCACUAGGGCUUUUUAUACUAGGCUACAAGUGGUAGCGCAUCACAAACCAUCUGUAUUAUCGUUUUAAGAUCAGCACAUUCCCCACAGGCUAUAUACUCUGUUUUAACUUUUACGUACUUCUUCGGAAAUAAAAACUAUUUUUUAUGUUAA